Lytechinus pictus (painted urchin) is the source of this 3227-nucleotide messenger RNA. Its product is annotated as cholinesterase 1-like. Gene Ontology annotation, molecular function: cholinesterase activity. The coding region runs from base 230 to 1558 and encodes 442 amino acids. The transcript is spliced from 7 exons. The record is from RefSeq and is a predicted model, not a curated record. NCBI's taxonomy places the organism in Eukaryota, Metazoa, Echinodermata, Echinoidea, Temnopleuroida, Toxopneustidae.
AUGCACGAGGCUAUCAUAACAGCAUACAGUCAACAUAGCUGUUAAUUUUAAGGUACAAUACAUAAUGUAUGGUGAAGAGUUGGAUAAGACCGCACGAAUUUCCAUCAAAGAGUGAAUAAAAAUUAGGCAUGCUUUUAUGCGAACAUGAUAGAACAACGUUUACGCCAAAUGUAUAUAUACCUCGGAACGGCCAAUUACAGAAAUAAAUCUUUAUUAUUGCAAGAACAUCAUGUGUCGUUUACUACGUCUUAUGCUCAUCUACUGCGUUAUUUUGGUAUAUCAAUUUGGAAUUAGUUCAGAGGAUCCUACGGUCACAGUUACUGAAGGAGAGCUCUUUGGAAAGACACUUUUAUUUGAGGAAUAUGAAUCCAUAAACAUAUUGAAGUUGGUCGAUGUUUUCUUGGGUGUUCCAUUUGCCAAUCCUCCAGAUCGCUUUGAGGCACCUAAACCUAAAAGAAGAUGGUUUGGACGGUGGAAUGCUACUACAUACAAACCUGCCUGUCUGCAGACACCUAUCGCCUCCUUUUAUUAUCCUGAUUUCAUGGAUGAAGACUGUCUGUAUCUCAACGUCUUUGUUCCAAAUCCAAAGCCCAACAAAGCAGCUGUAAUGGUAUGGAUCCAUGGAGGAGGAUUCGAAUCGGGAACAGCAUCAACAUACGAUUACUAUGGAGUGCCACUUGUAGCAGUAGGGGAUGUCAUCAUUGUCACUCUGAAUUAUCGCCUAGGUGUAUUCGGAUUCUUCUCAACUGAUGACGACUUAGCGCCCGGGAAUUACGGUUUGCUUGACCAGGUAGCUGCUCUGACAUGGGUCAAGAACAACAUUGAAGCGUUUGGAGGAGACAAUGAGAGGAUAACCGUUUUCGGAGAGAGUGCUGGAGCUUCAAGCGUAAAUUUCCAUAUGCUCUCCCAACUUACCACCGACAUUUUCCACCAUGCAAUUAUUCAGAGUGGUUCGGCGUUUUCUAACUUCGCUUAUCGAUCAGACAGAAGUGCAGAGAAGCGAUACGCGAUGGAAACUGGGGAGCAAUUAGGAUGUAAUUCGACCACUUCAAGUGAAUUAAUAGAGUGCCUGAAAGGACUCGAUGGCAGACGACUACGUGCUGCGGCAGACAGGGUAUAUCCCGUGUACUCUGUUUCUGUAGACGGCUACUUACUCACUGACACACCAGCCAACCUGUACAGCAGGGGUGAUGUGCAGCAUCCUAAGCUACUAAUCGGCUUCAACAAGGACGAGGGUUCCAUCCGUGAAUUCGGAGAGAACCUCGCCUAUGCGGGUUCAUCGACUGGACCACCAAUCAGCAAGAGCACUCUUGAAGAAUCCGUGAAGGCAUCAUCGGCGAAAUAUGGCCUUGGUGACGCCAUCCUACAGAGAUCAAUCCUUGAGGAAUACACAGAUUGGGCUAAGGCGGACGAUCCAGAGGCGGACUUUCUUGAGGAGCUCAUUCAUUUUCACGGUGACUUCGAUUUUAUUUGUCCAACCCUCACAACUUCAAGAUUUCAUGCUGAAGCAGGAGAUACGGUGUUUCAAUACUUCUUGACCUACGGACCUAGCAUGUGAGUAUUCCUUGAAGGUGGCAUUUGCAUGAAAAACUAUAAAAUGAAUAGCCAUUGAGUUGACAAAUAAUUAUCCGACCCCAAAUUGGUCAAAAUUAAGCAAACCUCAAAAAUGUUUAGAGGAAUACCGUCAGUUGGUAGCAUUAAACAUCAUAUUGGUCAAUUUUCACCGACCUAAUUUUUUCAAGAGUGACACGGGGAAUCAACAAUGAAUUCUCAGAAACAACCUAUAUGUAAAAAUAAGCACAACCUAAUUAUUUACUUUAAAGCCGAAUUAAUCUCACCAGUUUAACAGACCAUUACAUUUCCUGUUAAAAAACACAUUCAAUUUUUAUAUGCCAUGAAAAUUUUCGGAAUCAUAAUUGUCUCUUUUGAAUUUUCCAGUCGUUUGUAAAUUGUAACUUUAGGGGCAGGGGUGCAUAAGAGCUAUGGUUUGUUCCUUCAACAACCCAUGGCUGGUUUUAGUAUUUUGUAUUAAAUCAGUCAAAAACAAAUAUCUCUUGAAAACGAUUACCUAUAUCUACUGAAAUUGAAAACUUACACAGGUAUUCAUUUCUUAUGAAUUAGAAAUCAACUCUUCUCUUUGUAAAUGUACGAAAAAAAUUUAUUAGUUGUACUAUCCAUUAUGCCUGUAUGUAGUUUCAGUCAUCAGAUUUUAGUUUGUAUUGAUAGUCGGUAGAAUAAGAUAAUGAUCAGAAAACACAUAUGGUUUGAAUGAUCUAAUCUAACACCUGACAUUUCUGGUUAAUUUUACAAUUAAAAUAUCUUAAUCAAGAAUGCCCAGUCCUCGAGAAUUUUUGUGUAUACAACAAUCUCCAUCCGACGGGACUAACAUUUUCAGGAAACAUUCUUCGAACACCAUCUGUCUCAAUUGUCUCAUAUUUCUUUCCCGAAUCUAUAGAAAAUGUGCUCGAGCAUGAAUGGAACGUGUGAAUGAUAGUCUAAUACAACUUACAUGGAACAAACUUAUAUUCAUUGAAUGAAAUAUGAAUCCACCUGCACGAUAAGGAAAAAUUAAGAAUGAAAUACAUUUGUAAUAAUAUCAUAGUAUAAUAUUUGUAUUCUUCCUCCUAUCGUAUCUAACUUUGAAGAUAUCUGGAAUGAAUGGCAGGAAAGCAACAACGUAUGGAAAGAGGAUUUUGUAACUUGGCAAGGAGUUUUCGAAGAAUUUGAAAAUGAUUUGAAUUGUAUAUGACAGUGAAUCUCCGGUGAUUUCACAUUACUUAUCUCCAUAAACACAUGUGUGAAUAGAAUGAUAAUGUUAUCAAUCAUCAGUUUCUAAGAAAAGAAAGUUGAUUAUUCAAAACUACAAAAGAGUAGCCGCCAUUCAUUUUUUUUCACCUGUUGAUUUUUUGCAAAAAAAAAAGAAAUUAACUUCUCGGUUAUUUUGAGCCCUCUCUAUGUAAUGUAUUAUGUCUGAAAGACCCAAGUUGAUACUUAUCCUACCUAUUUCACGAAUGCAUCUAAAAACUUACAGAAAGCUUCAUGUCUUUCUAUGGUUGAGAAAUGCUUUUUUACAAAAACAAAAUAUGCAGUUAUUUACAGACCUCACUCCCCCUUACAAACUUAUCAUUUACAUUUUGUACAAAUAACUAUGAUCCGUUUGCCUGAUUUUUUUAAUGGGUAAUGAUUAAAGAUUUUAAGUCAUUUCUCUAAUGACUAUUCAUAACUUU